Molecule: messenger RNA, 1182 nt
Organism: Marmota flaviventris (yellow-bellied marmot)
Lineage: Eukaryota; Metazoa; Chordata; Mammalia; Rodentia; Sciuridae
Source: RefSeq, a predicted model, not a curated record
UCGGCAGUGACGCGCGGCCCUCACGUGACCAGGAGCCUAUGUCUGCCCAAGUCCCUCUCGUCCUGGUCCUUUUUGCCUGUCCAGACACCAUCUCCCUAUUACCCUUUGGUCGAGAGGGAAAGCAGAAGGAAGUAAGUUCCCUCGAUCCUCUGAAAUCGGUGUGAGUGUUGGUGCUGCCUUGUAAUCCCUGGGAACAGAUCCGGAUGGCUGAGUCCAGGCCUUUCGAAUAACUGUGCUUGAAGAAGAAAAAUCUCAACAUGGAAAAAUCAUGCAGAGAAAACGAAGAACAGCCACAGAACUCGCCAAAGGUCGAUGAGGAGCGGUCUCCGGAGGAGCAGCUUCCUGACAACCAGUGUUCCGAGGACGAGCAGUCCUCUGAGGAUUGCUCCUCUGAGGAGGAGUUCUUUCCCGAGGAACUCCUGCCUGAGCUCCUGCCUGAGAUGCUGCUGUGUGAGGAGCGCCCUCCUCGGGAGCGCCUCUCCCGGAAGGACCUGCUGGCGGAGCGCCCUCCCAUGGAGCAGCCUCCUUGUGGAGUGGGCAAACAUAAGCUCGAAGAGGGAAGUUUCAAAGAAAGGCUGGCCCGUUCUCGCCCGCAGUUUAGAGGGGACAUCCAUGGCAGAAAUUUAAGUAAUGAGGAGAUGAUACAGGCAGCAGAUGAAAUGGAAGAGAUGAAAAGAGUAAGAAAUAAACUCAUGAUAAUGCACUGGAAGGCAAAACGGAGCCGUCCUUAUCCUAUUUAAUGUGUUUGGCCUUUAGUGCAGUUUUGUCUCAUAACAGUAUUGCCACAUGGACUUUCUGUUUGCGUUCUCUUAUGGCUUUUUUUUCCCCGUCUUCAUUUUAUCUUUGUAUGCAGUUUAUUUUACAUGUCUGGCUUGUAACUGGCAUAAAAUUGGCUCUUUUGCCUCCUAAAAUCUGAUUCCCACCCAUUUGCAUGGAAAGAUGUACAUUAUAUAUUGUGAAGUGGAAAAAAAGCAAUUUUCAAAAGGUAUAUAUAGUAUCCCGUUUUUGUAAAAAAAAAAAAAAACGCGUAUAUUUAUAUAUUAAUAUGCAAAGAAAAAACUAAAAGUAUAUACUUAAAAGGCUUAACAAUGGCUAUCUAAGCAGUAUAGUAGGUGAUUUUUAUCUUUUUAAUUUUUGCUUUAUCUGAAAUUCCCAUUUUCCCAGAAAAAAAUUCUACUGUUG